This is a messenger RNA of Limulus polyphemus (Atlantic horseshoe crab), 3347 nucleotides long. Its product is annotated as hexokinase type 2-like. The record is from RefSeq and is a predicted model, not a curated record. The transcript is spliced from 5 exons. Gene Ontology annotation, molecular function: fructokinase activity; mannokinase activity; ATP binding. Gene Ontology annotation, cellular component: mitochondrion; cytosol. Lineage: Eukaryota; Metazoa; Arthropoda; Merostomata; Xiphosura; Limulidae. Bases 37 to 840 code for a protein of 267 amino acids. Gene Ontology annotation, biological process: glucose 6-phosphate metabolic process; glycolytic process; intracellular glucose homeostasis.
CAUGAUGGGGUUGUGUUUGAUUUGUUGACUAACUGCAUGGGCCUGUGUUUCUCUUCUCCUGCUGCAGGAACAGGAACCAAUGCCUGUUAUGUGGACAAGGUGUCCAACUUGCCAGUUGACUCUGUUAUUUCAGGAACAGGAACCAACUCUUGUUACAUUGAGAAACUGGAAAACGUAGAACUGUGGAAUGGAGACUACGAAGAUCCCCGACAAGUGAUAAUCAACACUGAGUGGGGAGCGUUCGGAGAUAACUCUUGUCUGGAUUUUGUCCGAACGCGCUAUGACAAAGAAGUCGAUGAAAACUCACUCAACCCAGGAAAUCAGCUAUUCGAGAAGAUGAUAUCUGGAAUGUACAUGGGAGAACUAGUUCGUCGCUGUUUAGUGCACCUGACGGAAGAGGGACUUUUCUUUGGUGGACAAGGCUCACAGAAACUUUACGAAAUGUAUGCCUUCAAGACAAAAUAUGUCUCAAUGAUUGAAAGUGAUCGUAAACACGUGUUUGACGAGACUCGCAAGGUGUUAAGUGAAAUGGGUCUGGAACAUGCUACACCGGAAGAUUGUGAGAACCUGAAAUUAGUAUGUGCUCGAUUUUCUACACGUGCUGCUUUCUUGGUAUCUGCUGCUGUAGCUUGCAUUCUAAAUCGCCUCAAGAGACCUCACACUACAGUAGGAGUUGAUGGUUCAGUCUACAGAUACCACCCACAUUUUCAUGAUCUGAUGGAGAAGAAGAUCUCUGAACUUACUGCCCCAGACCACAAGUUUGAUCUAAUGUUAUCUGAAGAUGGAAGUGGUAGAGGAGCGGCACUUGUAGCAGCAGUCGCUGUGAGGACAGCACACUAAGGGUUGGGAGGAGGGUUCUUCUUCUAUAUCACUGUACAAAACACGAAUGUGGGGUCUCAGGGGAUAUAUCGCUGCUAACUUCAUCAGGCAAGAUAUUACUAAAGCUUUACUUUCAAAUCACCACUGAACUAAGGUCACCCUGGUCUAGCUUUUGCACGCUCUAGCUCCGAAUAAGGAUUACUCACUUAUCACAGGACUAUUACUUGAGAUCUGCGAUCUGCGAAAUCUAAACAAGUUUAUUAUAAAUACAUCUGAUGCCUCGCAAAUAAACAGUGGUUGGAAAUAUUUUUUUGAGCCAAGAGUCAUGGGUGAAAAAUUAAUUAACUAAAGUUUGUUAGGCUGUUUGAAAAAGUGUUAUAACUUAGAUUUUGGUUUGAAACAAAAACUAGUGUCCUGGGUUACAAGUUUUACAAGUACUAUAUUUGUUGUUUCUUAAUUUUAGAGAUGUUUUUGGAUAUUUUUACUAAUAUUUUUACUAAUUCGAUAUAUAGCUAAUUUGGUUUCUUCAACCCUUAAUCUAUAUCAGAUAAUAAAAAUAUUAACAGUUUCUGCUUAAAAUAUUUCCAGUAAAGUUCUGAGUUAGAAGUUACUGGACGUUCUUGAAAUGCAAAAGGUAUAGUAAUUAUGAAUUUCAUUAACAAAUGCCUUUUGUAACGUUAGAAGUAAUAAUUGAACUAAAAUUCAGCAUUACACUGACACUAUUUUAAUACAUGUAAAACUACUAUUUUUAUUUUAGGUUUUGUACUUUUUUUCAUACCUGUUGAUUUUUAUAGAGGUUUAAAACAGUAGUUUUUAUUAAUGGUGACGUAGAAAACGGUGGCUCCUCCCACACACACACACACACACUUUUCAGCCUGUCCCAGUAAAAAUGCAUCAAAGUUAGGAAAAUUAUUCUCAGAACAAACAGCGGAAAGCAUAAAAUUUAAUCCACAACCCAAGAUCUUCCAGGGCUCUAAUGUAAGCCUUGAACCCUCCCUACUUUUAACUUGUCUCCUAUACCCCUGAUUCAGGUUGUGAAUGCUUGAAGUAAUGUAGAAAAUUUUACAUUCUAGAUUGAAUUCUUAACCCUUAAAUAAUAUUGGGAAAUAAAUUAAUUUACAGUUGUGUUUUGGUGACCAAUUAAUUAUGAGUUAAAACAGUUGUGCUUUGCUGGUGAAGUUACAACCAGCAACUUGAAAUAACCUUUCAUAAUGACUGUAGAAAAUGUAUUCAUGAUGUCAGAAAAACACGUAGGUUCAAGAAAUCUUGAUACAAGAUGAUAAAAAUCCUAUAACCCGAGCGCUUUCGAAAGGUGAAGCUUUCUUCUUCAGGGGCAAACUAGCUUAUAGGUUUUUUUUAUCAUCUUGUAGAAAGUGCAAGUAUUAUCUAAUCAAAUAUCAAUGAAUUUGAAUGCCAUUAAUACAAUGAGUACUGGCUAGUGACAGCAGUAAUGUUGAAGAAAAAAAUGCAGAGACACCGAUUUAAGUUCGUAAAUGAACCAAUGUUCCUAUCAUUAUUAUUUUCACCAUUAUUUGUAAAUGUGUCAUAAAUUUCAAGAAAAUACGUUGCAUUUGGUAGAAAUACGAGAAAUAAUAAUAAAAUAGUAAAAUCAUCAAGUUUCCACUAUCAAAAUACAUAUAAUAAGAGCAGCGUUUUUAUUAAUCUUAAUCAACUACAAUAAUAAGUUGUAAUCUGUUUAAUUCCAGAAAUUCGUUUUGAUUUUCUUUAGUUCGUAAUCUAAAGAUUCUAAUUUACCGUUUAUAUCAGGUUUUGAAUAUAAAGACUAGUUUAGAAUAUCAACUAUAAAAAGAACUACGUAAUUAAUAAAUAUAAAUGCACUCCAUUGAGCAACAUGAAUGGUGUUAAAGGAAGAAUGAGUUAGUAAGUAAAUGUUGAAACCUAAAAAAUAAGUAGCGAACGAAUAAAUUUAGUAAAAUCAAGAAGAACAAUGCAGCUACCGUAGCUGCCACAUGCCUCUAAACUACACUUGGUGUGUGGAGAACAAUGCAGCUAUGGGAGCUGCCACAUGCCUCUAAACUACACUUGGUGUGUGGAGAACAAUGCAGCUAUGGGAGCUGCCACAUGCCUCUAAACUACACUUGGUGUGUGGAGAACAAUGCAGCUAUGGGAGCUGCCACGAGCUUCCAAAAUACAUUUGUUUGGGAAGAACAAUGCAGCUACUGUAGCUGCAACAUGCCUCUAAACUACACUUGGUGUGUGGGGAACAAUGCAGCUAUGGGAGCUGCCACGAGCUUCCAAAAUACACUUGUUUGGGAAGAACAAUACAAGUAUAUUAGCAGUCAUGUGUGUCUGAAGUUUUACGGACACAAAAUCUCUGAAGUUCAACAGCACUGGGUACAGUAUUUGAUGUUAGUUUACAAGUCAGUCCAAACUUUGUAUUAGUUUACCAAGUUCAGUAAAAAACAAAAUAUUGAUUCCAAAUGUAUAUUUGCGAGAGUUCCGAGUGACUUUUCAAUUGUUGUUAUUGAUAUAGAAAUCUUGUAUUGUUUCAAUAAACGUAAAAAAAA